Molecule: messenger RNA, 1033 nt
Organism: Saprolegnia parasitica CBS 223.65
Lineage: Eukaryota; Oomycota; Saprolegniomycetes; Saprolegniales; Saprolegniaceae
Exons: 1
Coding region: 47-886 (279 amino acids)
Source: RefSeq, a predicted model, not a curated record
CAACUGCUCGCGCAUCGGCGCGGCUGAUUACCCAAGGCGGCGCUUCAUGGACGAGACCCUAGUGUGCUCUGUGGAAGAGGCCCUGCGCGAUGGCCUUGUCGCUGCCAGAAUCGACGAGGCCAUGGUCGACUACGUCGUCGAGCUCGUGCUGGCGGCCUGGGAAGAUGCCUACACGACGACGAUGGCCAAGCCACGCAAGAAGAAGGCCACGCCGCUCGAGCCGGACGCAGUGCGAGCGCAGUGCCUAGCCUCCGCCAUUGAGGAAACGCUAUUGGACGCGCAGCCUACGCUGCAGCUGGACCCAACCGCGGACAUCCGGUCGCUCAUCUCAGAUACCCAGGCGCGGCUGCAUGACGUGCUGUACCCACCGCCGCCUGCGCCAACGACAUCGCCGUUUGUCGUAGGUAGCACGUGCUUGGCCAUCUUGGAGGAAGACGACGAGUGGCAUGAGGCAGAGAUCACGUCGGUUGAAGACGUGGCCACGAAGCAAUGCAUCCAAGUCAACUUUAUCGAGUUCGACAAGCGCCAGGACGUACCCAUCUCGCUGGUCGUGCUGCCCGACGACAUUGCAGAGAGCGAUGUUGACGGCGUGUACGGCUGCGAGCUCUGCGAACGAGGCAUGAACCUCACAGCGCACCACCUCGUGCCACGGCAGUGCCACGCCAAGUUUCUCCAGCGUGGGUUCAGCCGCGAGUACCUCAACCGGACGAUUCUGAUUUGCCGGCAAUGCCACUCCAAGAUCCACGCCACGGAGGACAACAAGGCGCUCGCAAGAGACUACAACACACUCGAGAAGCUCUUGGGCCACGAAGCGAUUGCACGCUACGUUCAGUAUGCAAGGAAGCAAAAGACGCGCGUGCGCCCGCGGGGCCAGAAACAAGGCUGAGGUGCAGCAUAGACACUCCACUUGAUGAAUAUCCGAAAACAACGGACCGAUCGCUAAACGAACCAGCAAUAUUAUAAUAACACCUAGCCGCGACGCGACUGGCUACAGCGAUCAACUGCUGUCGACGAGGGACACCUCCCAUGGUCG